AUGGCGACGGGGACACCUCCACCAGUAUCCAACGCUACACAGUCUGGUGAAGCUGCCCGUAAAAAGCAAACGGCUUUGGACCUGCAAAAACAACAACUGGAGAAGCUAAUGAAGGAUCCCACAAAACUAGUCAACCUCCCAGCUCCCCCCAAAGAGAAAACAGUUAGACCUCCACGGGAGAUGAUGAAGAAUGUACAAGGCUCCAGCGCAGGCAUGUGUGCUGGGAGUGGUGAAUUCCAUGUCUACAAACAGAGUCGAAGACGGGAGUACGAACGGCUUAAGAUAAUGGAGGAAGCCUCAAAGAAGGAACAAGAGGCUGCAGAAUUUGAGGCAAAAAAACGAGAGCGAGAAGAACAGAGUGAAGCCAAAACCGCCAAAAACCGGGCCAGGCGUCAAAAAAAGAAGAACCGAGCUAUGGGAAAGGGUGGAGUCCAGGACGGCACGAAUGGGAACAGCGAGGAUCCCACUAAACGUCGCAGGUUGGCCGCUGAUGGUGCCAAUGUUGUCUUCCGAAGACCCGGUGAAUCGAGCGAUGAAGAAGACGAGCAUGGUCCUACUCCUGCUAUACCUCAGCCUACUAGUGUCGAAGAUUCCGGCCUCCCCACACUUCCGCCCGAUGUCAAAGUCGCGGAACCAACUCAAAUUAUUAUUCACGACGAUUAG
Molecule: messenger RNA, 663 nt
Organism: Rhizoctonia solani
Lineage: Eukaryota; Fungi; Basidiomycota; Agaricomycetes; Cantharellales; Ceratobasidiaceae
Exons: 3
Coding region: 1-663 (220 amino acids)
Biological process (GO): negative regulation of protein kinase activity
Cellular component (GO): nucleolus
Molecular function (GO): protein kinase binding; double-stranded RNA binding; protein kinase inhibitor activity
Source: RefSeq, a predicted model, not a curated record